Heterobilharzia americana is the source of this 1203-nucleotide messenger RNA. NCBI's taxonomy places the organism in Eukaryota, Metazoa, Platyhelminthes, Trematoda, Strigeidida, Schistosomatidae. The record is from the annotation of a GenBank genome assembly.
AUGUAUCCAGAUUUUUUGGCUGCAUGUCGUCUACCACAACGUGAAAAGCGUCUUUUAUCCAUUCAACGUCUGUUAAGCAUAAUGGAAUGCUAUCCAUGUCAUCCAGAAUACAGAGCACAUCGUGCUACUCUGCGUUAUCUGGCUACACAUUUAGCUCGUGUUAGUGCUCGUGAAGCGGUGAAUAAGAUGACAGCUUACAAUUUAGCACUUGUAUUUGCACCGAAUCUUGUACAACCAUGUGAAGAUUCACCAGAGUUAUUGAUGAGUGAUUCCAAGUAUAAAAUUAUGCUUGUUGAAACUGUGAUCAAAUAUCAUGCAUGGAUAUUUUCACCAGAUUUAGGUUUAGAGAGUGGUUGUUCUGUUCCACCAGACUCUACAGAAGAUUUAACUCCUGAAAUUGAUGUUAGCAAUCGUGCAGUAUGUGAAACUUCAACUACUGAUUCUGAUGAUUCGAUUCAUCAACCAGGACGUCUUGAAGGGGAUGUACAACCGUUGGUUGCAGAAUUACUAAAUGCUGCUGCCAGUCUCCCACCUCCACCAUCUGAUACUGAUCUAGAGACAGCUGAAAUACCUGGCCCAGAAUCUGAUCGUCCAUCGGACAUAAUAAUGUCUAGACCACGAUUUACAUCGAUUCCUACUAGCAGUUGGUCGACUUCUGGAAUGAGUAUUUCUAGAAUACCAUCAGGUGGUCUGCUUAAUGAAAUGACUACAGUAACUGACAAUUUAUCUUCAUUAAAAAUGAGACCAGAGAUAAAUACAAAUCAAAGUGUUACUUCAGAUAUGGAUAAUAAAGCCUUGGAAAUAGAGUUGGGAAGAGUUGCUACCAAUCCAUCUCUACGGUCCCUUCAAACACCUUUGGAUUUAGGAACUAAACUAGACAAUUUACGUCACUUAAGUCAAGGAUGUUUAGAACAGUAUACAUCAGAGGCUCGUAGACUUGGUGUACGUGUAGCUGAAAGCAGACGACAAUUAGAAAGUACAGUAGCACAACGUUUACAUGCAGAACAAUUGUUAUUAGAAGCAAGAAGUGAAUGUUUAGAGUCGCAUUCAGUAGAAUUAAUUAAAACUCAAAGUGAUUUAUCUACAGGAUCAGGUAUUCAAUCUCAGAAUUUAAUCAAGACUCUGAAUUCAACUCAGUCUACUUCUACUGACGUGAAAUUAUGUGUUAUUGAUGAUAAAAGUUCAAGCAAUUAUUAUCCUUGA